Molecule: messenger RNA, 1450 nt
Organism: Physella acuta
Lineage: Eukaryota; Metazoa; Mollusca; Gastropoda; Physidae
Biological process (GO): sensory perception of taste
Cellular component (GO): membrane
Source: RefSeq, a predicted model, not a curated record
ACGAAUCAUCGACAGCCCAAGACAAUGAAAAGGUCAACUGUAGAGUUAAACAAACCAGGUCCAGAACUGACCAUCCCCAGUGAGUACAGCGUGACGCAACUUCCGGUCUACUGUGACGUCAGAGAGUCUCUGGCACCGGUGAUAUUCUUCAUGAAACUUUUUGGCCUCUACCACGACUGGGAGGGCUACUACCCUAACACCGUCGUGCCACAAUUAGACGAAGAAAAUGUUCAAACCCCACGCCAUAGUGACUCCAAUGCCACCCUCAACCCCUCAACCUCCAAGUUUUCAUCCCCAUCAUUAAAACCUGAAUCCCAGAACCGGAUGCGUCUGGCCUCCAAAUGUUACUGUAUAUUUGUCAUCGCCCUGCUGACCUACAACACCAUCCGGUUCCUGUAUUUUUUCAUCCAAUCAAAGACAGUGGGUCUGCUGUUUAAUGUAGUGGUCCUCAACUGGUAUGUCCAAAACCUGGUUAGUGUCCUCCUCUAUCUCAUGGCGUGUUGGAGCAAAAGUUUUUUCAGGGCGUUCUACAAACAAUGGAAGGAUUUGUUUAACGAUCCAAUCACACGAGACCUGGGGUUAGAGGUCACCAACUGCCGGACUGCCAUCGUUGUCAUGACAACCAUAGGUCUGCUCUUCAUGGUGGUCAACAACUGUGGCGUCCUCUUCACCUUUUUUUACACAGAGCUGUCCGUCCAGCCAGUUCUGGAAAAACUGUUAACUGACCCACUUCCUGUGACCAUCUGGAGCCAGCUGCUGGUAGUUUUGUUACACAUCUUCAACUCGGGCUGCUGGUCUUUGACCACAACAUUUGUUUUGUGUGCGGUCCAUUUAAUUGCCGCACAUUUUAAAAUUCUCACAAAAGUUCUACAAACUCACAUAGAAAAGUCCGCCACAAGCAUACCGCCACAGCUAAAAGAAUUACGGACAUGCCACUUAAGACUAUGUCGUCUGCUAGAAACACUGAACGGAUUCCUUAAAUAUUUUGUGACCAUCACUUACCUGGCCACCAUCAUCGGCUGCUGCUUCCUCCUGUACAUGCUGAUCUACUCCAAGCUGGAGGUCUUGUUUAUAGCCAUGGUCGUCUUCUGGCUGACCUCGAAUGUUCUCAUAGCUCUGGCACUGUCUGUUGGUCUGUCGCAGGUUCACGAGGCUGCCCACGAACCAUUGGAGGAACUAUUUAACAUACAAGCGGCUGAUGAAGCUGAUACUACACAGGCCAUACAGUUGCAGCUGUUUCUAUCUAAGUUGACUGGCACGUCUAUAGGGGCUACAGUUCUUGAUUUGUUUACAAUCACCAAGGAGGCGCUGCUUACAAUCGCAGGGGCUUACUUGACGUAUUUCCUUCUAUUGAUACAGUUCAAUCCAUGAUGUUAUAGUUCAACCCAUGAGGAUACCGAGCUACAUUUUCUGGAAUAACUAACCCUUAAUUUGCAUACUUUAUCCAAUG